Aspergillus neoniger CBS 115656 is the source of this 2130-nucleotide messenger RNA. Its product is annotated as glucosamine--fructose-6-phosphate aminotransferase. Gene Ontology annotation, molecular function: L-glutamine:D-fructose-6-phosphate transaminase (isomerizing) activity; carbohydrate derivative binding. NCBI's taxonomy places the organism in Eukaryota, Fungi, Ascomycota, Eurotiomycetes, Eurotiales, Aspergillaceae. The transcript has 5 exons. The coding region runs from base 1 to 2124 and encodes 707 amino acids. The record is from RefSeq and is a predicted model, not a curated record. Gene Ontology annotation, biological process: fructose 6-phosphate metabolic process; UDP-N-acetylglucosamine metabolic process; protein N-linked glycosylation.
AUGCUGGGGACACAUUUUUGUGGAAUUUUCGGCUACGUGAAUUAUCUCGUAGAGAAGAAUCGGAAGGAGAUUCUCGACACCCUCCUGAAUGGCCUUUCACGUCUAGAUUACCGUGGCUACGACUCGGCCGGACUUGCAAUCGACGGUAACAAGAAGAAGGAGGUUUUCAUCUAUAAGGAAGUUGGGAAGGUCGCAGGGCUGAGAAAGCUCAUUGCGGAGGAGAAGCCCGAUCCCAUCAGGACCUCUGAAUCGCAUGCGGGUAUUGCACAUACUCGUUGGGCGACUCACGGAUCGCCGUCGCGAACCAACUGCCAUCCCCAUAGGUCCGAUCCUACCUCAGAGUUUGUCGUGGUCCACAACGGCAUCACGACAAAUUACAAGGAGCUGAGGGGACUCCUCGCGAGCAAAGGCUUCAAGUUCGAGACCGAUACCGAUACCGAAGCCAUUGCCAAGUUGGCCAAAUACAUUUACGAUGAGGAUCCCACAAUCGAGUUUACUACCCUCACCAAGGCCGUUAUCCAGGAGCUUGAGGGCGCAUUCGGUCUGCUCAUCAAAUCCGUUCACUAUCCUCAUGAAAUUAUCGCCGCCCGUAAGGGCUCCCCGUUGGUUGUUGGGAUUCGGACGCAGGGCAAGAUGAAGGUCGAUUUUGUUGAUGUUGAAACUGCCCAUGAAGAUGUCAUGUCUGCCGAGACUGCACCUCAAAGCCUAGCAGUGGACGAGUCGCGGGGGCUGAGCCAAGGCAGCGCCAUUUCUAGUAACUUGCUCACGCCCCCAGACAAAAAUCUUCUACAUCACUCGCAAUCGAGGGCAUUUUUGUCAGACGACGGGGUACCUAUGCCAGCAGAGUUCUUCCUAUCUUCCGAUCCUGCUGCUGUCAUUGAACACACUAAGAAAGUUCUAUAUCUUGAAGAUGAUGACAUCGCUCACAUCCACGACGGUCAGCUCAACAUUCACCGUAUUUCAAAAGAUCUUGGCACCUCAAAUGUCCGAGCUAUCCAAACUAUUGAAUUUGAACUUCAGGAAAUGAUGAAAGGCAACUUCGACUACUUCAUGCAGAAAGAAAUAUACGAACAACCAGAGUCCAUCGUCAAUGCGAUGCGCGGUCGCCUCAACGUGGAGAAAAGGACCGUUACCCUCGGAGGUCUGCGACAGUAUCUCUCAACCAUCAGACGAUCACGCAGAAUUAUCUUCAUCGCAUGUGGUACCUCGUAUCACUCAUGCGUUGCAGUCCGCGGUAUCUUCGAAGAAUUAACCGAGACACCCAUUGCAGUUGAGCUGGCCUCUGAUUUUCUAGACAGACAAGCCCCCGUAUUUCGCGAUGAUACAUGCGUUUUUGUCUCCCAAUCAGGUGAAACGGCAGACUCGCUCAUGGUGCUGCGGUACUGCCUUAGUCGCGGUGCUCUAACUGUUGGUAUUGUGAACGUCGUUGGGUCCUCAAUCUCCCUCUUAACUCACUGCGGUGUCCACAUCAACGCUGGCCCUGAGAUUGGAGUCGCAUCAACCAAAGCCUACACUUCCCAAUUCGUCUGCAUGGUUGUGUUUGCCUUGGCACUUAGUGAAGAUCGCACAAGCAAGCGUCAGCAAAGUAUCGAUAUCAUGGAGGGACUUGCCAACAUUUCCGACCAGAUCAAAGAGGUAUUAAAGCUUGAUGAAAAAAUCAAGGAACUAUGUAUGAAGUUCAAGGACCAGAAGAGUUUGCUACUUCUCAGUCGUGGUAAUCAGCAUGCCACUGCUCUUGAAGGGGCCCUCAAAAUCAAAGAAAUCUCCUACCUCCACUGCGAAGCCGUUCUUUCCGGCGAGCUCAAGCACGGUGUCCUAGCUCUAGUCGACGAACCACUACCGCUCGUUAUGAUACUGACCCGCGACGACAAUUUCUCCAAGUCGCUAAAUGCCUAUAACCAGGUCGUUGCGCGGAACGGUCGCCCCAUCGUUAUCUGUAAUACUGGUGACCCCGAGUUCCCUAGUGACAAGACCGAUAGGAUUGAUAUCCCUCGCACUGUGGAUGCUCUGCAGGGUCUGCUGAAUGUAAUCCCUCUGCAGUUCAUGGCUUAUUGGCUUGCUGUUGCUGAAGGACCAAAUGUUGAUUUUCCGAGGAAUUUGGCCAAGUCUGUCACUGUUGACUAGGGGGCG